ACGUCAUGUGGGAAGCCUUCGGUUUUUUUGUUUUUCCUACGGAGCGUCCUGCUGUUACUUCUGAAGUUAAUCAGUAAAAUAGAGCUCCAGUUUUGACGUCAACUGCUGUGUUUCGUUUAAUUUUCUGCGUUAUGGAGCAACAACAUUCCAACUACCCAAACUCUUUCAAACCAGGACAGCCUGUGACUGCUUUUGUGCAAAAAAUUGAAAUACACAAAUUGUGGGAUGGACCUAACCUGAUUCUGGGCUUCAGUAUUGGUGGAGGAAUUGACCAGGACCCUAUGCAGAAUCCCUUCUCUGAGGACAAGAUGGACAAAGGCAUCUACGUGACCAGGAUUACACCUGGAGGACCAGCAGAUGUGGCAGGCUUGAGAGUCGGUGACAAAAUAAUGCAGGUGAAUGGCUGGGAUAUGACCAUGAUGACCCAUGACCAGGCUCGAAAAAGACUAACAAAGAAGAAGGAAGAGGUGGUGCGACUGCUGGUGACAAGGAAGUCACUGGAACAAGCUAUCAAACAUUCUAUGUCCGGUUACUACGAAGAGAAGCAGUCAUAGAAAUCCACGCAUUAAUGCAGCAGUAACUGGGUGACCUGUAAUGAGUCUCCCACAGAUGGAAAAAUUGUAACCAUGACCUUUAUCACUACAUUGGAUGAGCCAGACAGCACACAUCUUACACUGUGUAAGUGACAUAUCCAGACAGCGCAGUGUGCACAAUCACUGUGUGGACUCGUUCAUCUAUGGGAGGAGUGAAUUGAGUGAGCUCACUGCACAAGAUUAAAUUUGAUCAAAAUCUGUGGAAUUAAAUAAAAAAAAAAAUCCUUCAUGAGACUAAAAUAGAAUAAAUAGAUUUUUGUACUUCUGGAAUGUAGUUACUAACACAAUAUGAGGAACAAACAUGCUCCCGGCAUACUUUCUUAUCAAGAGGGCUGUUUCAACUAAUCAGGCAGCCUUAUUUUCUUUUUUGGGGGGGAUAAAUUUUCAUAUUUAAAGUGACGUGUGUGAAAGUGACAGCUUUAUUAUUCAAACCACAAAAAAAACACUUUUUUCACUGUAAUUACUGUGUGGUUUGUUUAUGCGUGGCUGCACAUAUCACUUUUUUUUUUAAGUUGACUGCAGCACUACAGUUUUGUUUUUUGUUUUUUUUUCUUCACUUAGUAGAUAUUUGUCUGAUGUUGGCAAUCAGUUCUUUGGGAAUAUUGAUUAAUUUAAGCUUCUUUUUUUUUAAUAAAGGUACAUCAUGAAAAGUGGUUUUUGUGUGCUACUGGCCAAAACUUGGUUCAGUGCUGAAUACGGCACAUUACAUUUCUUAAAAAAAAAAGCUUAGCACACGUGAUUCCUGUCAAAAUUGUAUCCACAACACGCCCUGCCAAAGUAAACACCAUGGCUGAUUAGUAUAUGUAAAGCAGUGUCAGUAAUUUUUUUUUCUUCUCUUUAUUAGCAGAGGCUUUGUACAUCCUUCAGUAAUCAUCUUGUAGAUACUUGUUUGCACUAUUUUUCAUGGUUUUGUUGAUGUUGUGUUUGGGUUUGAGGUCCAUCCAUCUUCUAUUUGGUAUUGACACUGUUAAGUAGUUGACUUUGUUUUUCUUGCAUGAUCUGUGUUUUGUGUAAUUCAACACAAUUUCAUUUCUAUUCCCUCUGUUAUUGGCUAGAUCGCGAUGAAAAAAAGCUAAGUUAGUAGCAUUUCUGUACUUUUCUAUUUGCUAUUUAUUACUCUGCCAAUGUCAUGCUAAAAUCCAGGAUUUCAACCUUAAAAGAUGCUGCGGUUGCCCCCCCACCCCCAAAUGUGUUUGCUGUCUGUCACUCUGGUAAGAAAUAAGAUUCAAGAUGAGAAAAUCAGGUUUACCCAAGCUACAAAAUAUUGUUUGCUAGCUUGGAUGUACUGUAUGCAGCAGCUUUACGUUAAUUAAUUCCAAAUAUCGAAUCAAACUGUCUGUGCUUUCAAUGUGUUGUUACUUUGACACGUGAUUUACUGUUUUUGAUACUGUACAGAUUGUAUACAGUUGCCUUAUCCAGGAACAAUAUUUUGUUCUUGAAAUGACACAUUGCAGUAAUUGGUGCUGGACUGUUAGUAACAUUUGAUGGUAGCAUUGAUUUGGUAUGAAAAUCUUUUUAUAUGUGUGUUGUAUGAUGAUGUUACACACUGAUUAGUUUUAUAAAAAGCCUUCCAGAAAGAGGAAAACCUGCAUCUAUUAACAGUUUUGCUGAUACAGUAAUCAAUAUGAAUCACUCUUUUUUGACAAUGCAGUGUUGGAUAAUGUUAUAUAAUCUGUUUUACCCCAUUUUGAGCUGCAGUGAUUAAUCAGUUAUUAAAUUAACCAUUUUGAGACUUCA
Molecule: messenger RNA, 2330 nt
Organism: Thalassophryne amazonica
Lineage: Eukaryota; Metazoa; Chordata; Actinopteri; Batrachoidiformes; Batrachoididae
Gene: tax1bp3
Product: Tax1 (human T-cell leukemia virus type I) binding protein 3
Exons: 4
Coding region: 132-554 (140 amino acids)
Biological process (GO): neurotransmitter receptor transport, endosome to postsynaptic membrane; neurotransmitter receptor transport postsynaptic membrane to endosome
Cellular component (GO): adherens junction; postsynaptic density; postsynaptic membrane
Molecular function (GO): protein binding
Source: RefSeq, a predicted model, not a curated record